GUCUCCUCCCUCAUCUCUUCUUGAGCUGUGAAACGCAGGAAGUGUCUGAUUUAGCGACGCAUCACUGUUAAAACAGUCUGUUAAUGUGUCAGUAUGGGGUCCAGUGCACUGCCUCUCAUGCUCUUGCUGAUGUCCUUCAUCCACGCUGGACUCACUCAAGAUUUACCUUCACUGACUGUGACUCCAGACAGUCCUGUAUUCACUGGAGAGACAGUCAACCUUACCUGUGAGAUAAAACCUUAUUACAGUGACUGGAAAUAUGAGUGGUAUAAAGACAACACACACAGCAAUGUAAUGUUACAGUCGUCUGAUCGUUACACUAUAAACAGAGACACUCUCACUAUCAGAGGAGUAAUUACAUCUGAUCAGGAUCAGUACUGGUGUAGAGGACAGAGAGAUGAAGGAACAAUCUCGUCAUAUUCAAGACCUGUUUCUCUCACUGUGGAGGAUUCACCCAGAUCUUCACUGACUGUGACUCCAGACAGUCCUGUAUUCACUGGAGAGACAGUCACUCUGAAGUGUGUGAUUGAGACUUACAGUGACUGGAGACAGAGAAAUGGACUGAGAUAUGACCGAACAUAUGACUGGACACCUGAGUGGAGAUAUGAGUGGUAUAAAGACAGUGUAAUGUUACAGACGCCUGAUCGUUACACUGUAAACAGAGACACUCUCACUAUCAGAGGAGUAAUUACAUCUGAUCAGGGUCAGUACUGGUGUAGAGGACAGAGAGAUGAGAGACCAAACUCAUCACAGGAGAGUAACCGAAUACAUCUGUCUGUUAAUGACUUACCCAAAACUGAACUGACUGUAGAUCCAAAGAGUCCUGUAUUCACUGGAGAGACAGUCACUCUGAAGUGUGUGAUUGAGUCUCACAGUGACUGGAGAUAUGAGUGGUUUAAAGACAGUGUAAUGUUAGAGACGUCUGAUCGUUACAAUGUAAACGGAGACACUCUCACUAUCAGAGGAGUAAUUACAUCUGAUCAGGAUCAGUACUGCUGUAGAGGACAGAUAAGAUCAGUCUCAUCACACACAAGCUCUGUUUCUCUCUCUGUGAUCGAGAGACCAAAAGCUGUAGUGAAGGUGAGUCCAGAUGAGUGUGUGUUCAGAGGAGAGAGAGUCACUCUCACAUGUGACAUACAGAGAGCAGGAGACAUUCAGUGGACAUACAGGUGGUUUAAAGAUGGAAACACUCACAAUCCACACACAAAACAACAACACAACAACAGAGAUCAGGUUCACAGCUGAUUACAGUGCUGUAUACAGCUGUAGAGGAGAGAGAUCAGACUCACGGACAUCACACAUCAGUGCUGCUGUUACACUGACUGUAUCAGAUAAACUGAAGCCGGCUCUGACUGUAAAACCCCAGAGUUCAGUGUUCACUGGAGACAGAGUUACUCUGAGCUGUGAUGUGGACAGUUAACUGGAUGGACAAUUCUCUGGAGAAAAGACUCAAACCCUGAAUCCACGGGUGAUGAAACUAAAACAAUCGAGUCUGUGAGCGUCUCUGAUGAAGGAGAGUACAGGUGCAGAGCACAACGAGGAAACUACUACAGCGAGUUCAGUAAUACAGUUAAGAUUACAGUAAAA
Cyprinus carpio (common carp) is the source of this 1587-nucleotide messenger RNA. Its product is annotated as titin-like. Gene Ontology annotation, biological process: cell surface receptor signaling pathway. The record is from RefSeq and is a predicted model, not a curated record. Gene Ontology annotation, molecular function: transmembrane signaling receptor activity. The coding region runs from base 94 to 1245 and encodes 383 amino acids. NCBI's taxonomy places the organism in Eukaryota, Metazoa, Chordata, Actinopteri, Cypriniformes, Cyprinidae. The transcript has 7 exons.